Messenger RNA from Trematosphaeria pertusa, 381 nucleotides. RefSeq lists its product as uncharacterized. Lineage: Eukaryota; Fungi; Ascomycota; Dothideomycetes; Pleosporales; Trematosphaeriaceae. The transcript has a single exon. Bases 1 to 381 code for a protein of 126 amino acids. The record is from RefSeq and is a predicted model, not a curated record.
AUGAACAUGCCCGGCCUGGUACCCCCAUACGACGCCGCCUUGAGAACAGCGACAAACCCGCCAACCUCAAGGGCUUUUCAAGCAACGACUUCGCACAUGGACAUGCAUAUGCCUAUGUUUUCGACACACGCCAUGACUACGUCGGUGCCGUACCAAUCCGGAGCCUUUGCCUUCGACUCCCUCUUAGUGAACCCAUACAACAUGCAACAGGCCUUCCCUGUGAGCUAUCCGCCAACCAUGCCACAAGCUAUCUCCUACCCUCGGACCUCCGAGAUGCACCCGCUGCCCACCGUUCGCGAGGCCCGAAACGGAUUUACCAUCGAGAGGACGCCGCCAGUCCGCCGCCAGUUAAGUCUGAAAGCGGCUCUCCUAUCUAGCUAG